CAAACGUCAUUGUCUUCGCGAUGUUUCAAAUGCUCCCGCCGUAUUCUUAUCCAUAAAUAAACCAAUAGAACGCCACAUACAGUACCAACCUAUAGAAAAAUGCCGGAGUGAUUACUCGUCGCGAUGUUGGCAGUAGUGUCGACUGUGGCAAAUGGUGGAUUGCGUUGCUUUUUCUCGUGCUCUGUGUAAAAUAUUUACGUAAAAUAGUGUUAAAUUCGCGGUGCAGUGUUUCUGACUAAUAGAAACAUGUCGGAAACACUGCCGAACAGUAAAAAACAAGUUUCGAGGCAACUGCGCGAACGCAAACAGCGCAAGCUCUACUCCGAUGAAUGGGCCCUUGGAGAUGAUGAUGUGGAAGGUGGCCGAGGGUUCUCCCUCGCAGACAAGCUGGAGAGUGCCCGCUUCGAGCACCCCGGCUCCAUACAUGAGAUGUUCGGCACGGAGCUCACAGUGGCAUACCUGCAGAAAAAUGGGUUUACAACUCCGCUGCUGUUUAAGGAGAAAACUGGACUGGGACUGAGGGUGCCGACCAGCAACUUCACCGUGAACGAUGUGCGCAUGUGUGUGGGCUCGCGCCGCCUGCUCGACGUCAUGGACGUCAACACGCAGAAAAACAUCGAGAUGACUAUGAAGGACUGGCAACGAUAUUACGAUGACCCCAACAAGGAGCGUCUCCUCAACGUGAUCUCUCUCGAGUUCUCGCACACGCGGCUCGAGAACUAUGUGCAGGCGCCGAGAAUCGUGCGACUCAUCGACUGGGUCGAGGUCGUCUGGCCUCGUCAUCUCAAGGAUCAGCAGACUGAGUCAACAAACGCUCUGGACGACAUGAUGUAUCCGAAGGUGCAGAAAUACUGCCUCAUGUCAGUUAAAGGCUGCUACACAGACUUCCACAUCGACUUUGGAGGCACUUCUGUGUGGUAUCACAUUUUGAGAGGCGCUAAAGUGUUUUGGCUGAUCCCGCCCACUGAGAAGAAUCUGCAGCUUUAUGAGAAGUGGGUGCUCUCUGGCAAGCAGUCUGAUGUGUUCUUCGGAGACACGGUCGAGAAAUGUAUCCGCGUCCACCUGCAAGCGGGCCACACAUUCUUCAUCCCGACGGGAUGGAUUCACGCCGUGUACACGCCGAGCGACUCGCUGGUGUUCGGCGGUAACUUCCUGCACCAGUUCGGCAUCGAGAAACAGCUCAAGAUCGCGCAAGUUGAGGACGUUACCAAGGUGCCACAGAAGUUCCGGUACCCGUUCUUCACGGAGAUGCUGUGGUACGUGCUGGAGCGGUACGUGGGCGCGCUGCUGGGCCGCAGCCACCUCGCCGCGGAGGGCCAGCCGCCGCCGCAGCCGCCCAAGGAGCACGUGCACCUCACUCAGAACGAGCUGCACGGUCUAAAGGCCAUAGUGAUGUACUUGCAUCAGCUACCAGCCGCUCGCAAGUCAGUGCCGGAGCUACUGGCCGACCCCAUAGCGUUGGUCAAGGACGUCCGCACGCUGGUCGAGCAGCACAGACACGACAAACAGCAUCUGGCUAUCACGGGCGUGCCGGUGUUGAAAGGCCCGGACGAGGUGGUGACGAGCGAGCGGCGCCAGUCCAGCGGGCGCGGCGGCCGCGGCGGCCGCGGCGGCGCGCCCCGGCCCCGCCCCGACCACGCCAACUCUGCGCCCCGCCGCCGCCGCACCAGAUGCAAGAAAUGCGAGGCCUGCCAGCGAACGGACUGCGGCGAGUGUGUAUUCUGUCACGACAUGGUCAAGUUCGGCGGGCUGGGCCGCGCCAAGCAAACCUGCAUCAUGCGACAGUGCUUACAGCCAAUGUUACCAGUCACAGCUUCGUGUGCCGUCUGUCAUCUUGACGGUUGGAUGCAGACUCCAGUCGCGCCACAGGCUAAAGGCAAUUCGGGUCGCAACGGGCCGUCAUCUCUGCGCGAGUGCUCGGUGUGCUACAGCAUCGUGCACCCCGCCUGCGUGCCGCCCGGCGGCCAGGUCAACGAGGACCUGCCCAACUCCUGGGAGUGCCCCACCUGCACCACCAUGGGGCUCAACCACGACUACAAGCCUCGUCAUUUCCGCGCGCGCCAGAAGUCUUCGGAUCUCAGGAGGAUGAGCGUCGGGUCAGAUGCCAGUCACAUAAGCCGAGAACACAGUAACCUGCAGAAUAAACUGCCGCCUCCAGGUCCAGUCAAAUCGGAGCCCAGUUCCGAUAACGAAGGGAAGAAUGACGUCCCACAUAUCAAGUCUGAAAGUGAAAUAAAACGCGAAGAGGAAGGCGGGGAGGGUGGCACCGGGGAGAACGGGGGCGAGUGGGAGCCCGCGGCCAAGAAGCGGCGCCCGAGCGACGAGCAGGAGGCGCCCAAGAAGCAGGCGCUGCGGGCACAUCUCGCGCUGCAGCUCACCCACCACUCCGCUAAGCAAAUGAAGAAGCCCCUGUACCCGGUGCGGCCCGCCCCGACCCCGGGCGCAGGGCUGGGCGCGUGCGCGGGCUCGCCGUGGCUGGACCGCGGCGCCAUGCUGUGCGUGUUCGCGCGCCUCACGCCCUCCGAGCUCGCCACCUGCGCGCUAGUGUGCAAGGCCUGGGCCGAGUAUUCCAUGGAUCCAUCCCUAUGGCGCAGUAUGUCAUUCGUGCAAGUGCGCGUGUCGGCUGCGCAGCUGGCCGGCAUCGCGCGCCGCCAGCCCCUGUCGCUCGGCCUCGAGUGGUGUCAUCUCGCUCGUCGCCAACUGGCUUGGCUCCUAGCCCGGCUGCCGGCGCUGCGCUCGCUGUCGCUGGCGGGCUCGCCGGCCGAGGCGGCGCUGGCGCUGCGCUCGUCCACGUGCCCGCCGCUGACGUCGCUGGACCUGUCGUUCGCGCGCUGCCUCGACGACGCCAAGCUGCGUGGCGUCCUGGCGCCGCCCGAGAACUCGCGGCCCGGCGGCGGCAACCGCACCGGCGCCGAGCCCUCCCGCCUCGCGGCGCUCAGCGUGCUGCGCCUGCCCGGGACGGACAUCACGGAUGUGGCCAUGAGAUAUGUUGUGCAGGCGUUACCAAAGCUGGUGGAACUGGACGCGUCGUCGUGCGCGCGGCUGACGGACGCGGGCGCGGCGCAGCUGGCGCACCACGGCCUGCAGCGCCUGUCGCUGGGCGGCUGCCGCCUGCUCACCGAGGCCGCGCUCGACCAUCUGGCGCGCUGCCCCAACCUCAUCAGACUGGAUCUCCGACACGUCCCCCUCGUGUCCACGCAAGCGGUGAUCAAGUUCGCCGCCAAGUCGAAGCACAACCUGCACGUGCAGGACGUGAAGCUGGUGGAGCUGCGCAAGACCUGAUCCUCGGACACGCCGGCGGCGCCCGAGCCCCCGGCGCCGGCGCCGGCUGACGGCUGAACCGACACUCAUACCGGACGCUAGUGAUACUAACCUAACAGUGAUAGCACGGGACAGUGUUGACACUCGCGCGUUAACUACGGCAGCGGGUAAUUCCUAUUUGAUUUUUUAAACUGGGGCUUGUUUCACGAAUGAGAUUAGACUUAUUAGUGUUUUGUCAAUCCAUACGAUUCGACUUUUCGUGGACUAAGCGUUUAUUGUCAAUCCAUACCAUUCGAAAAAUUGACCUCAGUUACAUAGAGUUCAAAUUCCGGCAAAAAGCAUUAGUUCAAUAGAACUAAUGGCAAACAUUUUUAUGCUGGUUGUUUAUGGUGUAAAUAAAAUAUCCGUCACUUCUACCUUAUAUGCUUUAGUUUGUGAUUCUAAUUGACUAUGGAUUAGUCGAUCUUAUCAAGGAGAUUUCUUGUAUGGAAUUCUUGCAAGCGAGGCUGAUAGUGAUGGAUAUGUUAUUUAUAAAAGACCAUCAUACUCAUGUUGUGUAUUAUACUUUUAGGCUUUUUUGUACAUUACCACAUGGUAGUACCAGUAUCUACACACAAGUUUGAAAUUGUAAUAUCUAUCUCGUUAUAAUCAAGAACAGUGGCAUUAAAUUAGAUAAUAUGAGCGAGCUAGCUAUUGCUGUUUUGGACUUCAGACUAACAUACAAUUCUCAGUGUCAUUUAAAACUAUCUCUUACAUGAAUUUUAGUAAAAAUCCAUCACAAUCAAUGUAGAUUUAAAUGAAACUGAGAAUUCAUUCAUUCAUCGUGAAUCCCGCUAUAUAUAUAUGUCAUGUGGCAUAGUAUAUUUUUUUCUACAUUUUUUCUUAGUAGCUUACAUUACAACCAAAUUGUGUUAUGGUGCGGCCAGACUUGCAGGGAUUCGGCGAAUAUUCGUGAUGGCGUAUCUUCCAUUUUCCUUGGGUAGCGAGAAACGCCAUCACUGAUAUUCCCCGAAUCCCGAUAUGUGGCCGCACCCUUAAAGACGCACGCGCACAACAUAUCAAAGGCGUCCUGGUAUAAUACGUUAGAUGUAAAUCAAACAAAGACUUGAUUUAAGCCUAUUCGGUAAUUCGAAGUGAUACGAUUUCUAAAUAAAUGAUAGAAAUAUUGUUUUAGAGGUUGUCAAGAUAGGAAUAGUGAAUGAUGUGGUUUUUGUAGCAGCUGUUUUAAAUUGGAGCGGAAAUUUAAUUAUGCUUUAGUGUGAUUUUAGUUAUGUAGAAAAUUAAUUUCAUCACAUGUGCUCGUAAAGCUAGCUUUUCCACGCUGGCAUUCAAGGAGUAAUAGAUGAUGUUACUCCAAUUCCAGUCAUAUGGAAUCUUUUUCGAGGCAAGCAUCACAUCAAAUCAUUCAAAAUUUUAGACGACUGCUAGAAAAACGCACUGGGAUUCUUGUGUUUUAAUGGGUGACUUAUAAAUAUGUAAUUAAUUCUUGGAGAGUUUGAUUUUUCCAAUAAUUUUAUUGUAUCUUUUGCAAUAUCAGUGCCAACAUAUAGGUAGUUUCUAUAUGAACCAGCACAUAUUUCAUUGCACAAUCAAAUAACUAUAUUUAAAGUUGAACGAUAUUAAUUUUAUUGCGUACUGUUGGAUUGGUAUUCUAUUAUAUUUUAUUGUUGGUUUUAUGUUUGACAAUGAUGGCCUUUAAUGUCGAAGGUUUUCGAUAAAUUAUUGAAUAAACCUUUGUACAAAGAUAAAGGUAACGAUAUAUAUUAAUAGUAUGUUGCCGCUUCAUAGCAUAACCAAGCUUCAUCACCCCUUAUAAAGUAUGUAAUUAGUAAUUACCUACUGCAAACUUAGCUGCCCAUAUUAGUUAUAAAAUGUUAGAGCAAGCUAUAAUUCGUUUUUUUAGCAUUAGAAAAAAGGUAAACAAUCUUGACGUGUCUUUUAAUUGAAAAACACUUUUUUUUUAAAUAAGUCACGGCAAAUAUGUAACAAUUAUGAAUCUAAUACGAUCAUUUAUAUUAUUUUGCUUGCUGAUAAGUUAUUGAUUUUUAAAAAGCGUUUUUCAAUUAAAAGAUAUGUCAAGAUCGCUUACCUUCUUAAUGCUAAAAAAACGAACUAUAGCGAUAUGAGGAGGCCCGCUUGAUCUACGAUUGAGUUUCGUAAAGGGCUGAAGAGUAUGAGUGAGCUAAAGGACUAGCGAACCGUUAACGCUAACUUGUUCAACUUUUUAUGACUCGGAACGCCAUUUAAACAUGUUAAAAAGUUAAUAAGAAAUAAUGCUAGAGAUGUUUUGAAGCAUUGGUUAUCUACUGAAAUGGCACACUUCAACACUUGUAUUCAAAUAUGGAUCUCUGAACUUCUUAUAAUGAUAGGAUUCCUCGAACAAUUGUUCGUAUACUUUUCUUCUAUGUUGUUCCAGCAAUACUUACUUUUUGUAAAUAUUAAAAAUGAUUAUUUAUUUCGCACUCCUGAAAAGGAAGAAUUAUUUUAGGUUCAUGACAAUUGUAAGAGCUUAGGUUGUAUUUUUCUUAGUUCUAGUCGCUUUUUAGGUUUAAGCUAUUAUUAAUAGGUACACUAUGUUUGACUGACCGAUUAUAUAACUAUUAUUGAUCAUUUCUUGAACUUUAGAGGCUACACAAUAAAAUUACGCAUUUCCUUUACAUUGAACACUAACUAAAUGUGACGUCCCACGGGUAAAGGUACCUUAUGGCGGUUAGCGCUUGCGCUGUUAUUAACACCGCUCCAAUAUUAUUGCGCUGCUAUGCGACGUAAGCGCCAGCCGCCAUAAGGUAUCUUUUCCCGUGGAACGUUACAAAUAUUUCCGAAAUUUUGUAGUAUAAUGCUUGAAAAGUUACAAUAAAACUGGUGCAAGUUAUACACAUUUUUGACACUCGACGUAAUGAUUAGUUUUGUAUGUUAUGAUAUUAUCGUAAUAGUUAAUUAAAUUAGAUCAGAUUUACAGUAUAAAAGAAGUUUGAGAACAACAAUGAAAAUAAUAUCAGUAUGUUAGUUUGUAAGGUCCGACUGUGGUCACAGCGUAAGGUCGGAGGGCCGCCUAUAGGUUUAGCAUAGAGAGGUAACUACACAUUACACUACUUGUCAAACUAGCACAUUAUUCAUUUCAAAUUUCUAACCUUUUUGACACACAUUUAUGAGCUUAUCAGUUAAGAGCCCAUCAACGUGCACACUAGCGCCCCAGCUAAAUAAUCGUGAUUAUUUAAAUUUAACGAAAGAUAUUUAAAAAAGGGGGCAGCUACGUACUGUGUUGUAUUGUUAAGUACCUUUUGAAUACAUCAAACUAGUUUUUAUGUUGCUGGUUUCGUCGCUAGAUCGAAACUGAAACUGAAAACAAAACGGCCGUUUUAACUUUGGACGCAUAGAUUGACGAAUCCAGCAACAUAAAAAACUAGUUUGAUGUAUUCAAAAGGUACUUAAAUACACAAUACAGUACGGAGCGGCCCCCUUUUUUCAAUAUCUUUCGUUAAAUUUAAAUAAUUACGAUUAUUUAGCUGUGGCGCUAAUGUGCACGUUGAUGGGCUCUUAACGGUUAUGAAGCGGUUAUAUUAAUAAAAGUAAAAAAUUACACAAACGUUACUUAUACCUACACAUGAUACUACGGUUAGUUUAAUACAAUACACCAUUUAGCAUUUACAAAGUCAGUCUGGACUCCAUUGUUUCGAGUCUUCUCCUAUACUCUUGAUAUGAUUUUUGAAAACUAUAAAAGUGCCAAUAGUGUAUGUUGCUUUGACAAGUGUGUAUAUUCCGCGGACUGUACAUAGGUAGCCUAAGUCGUUAUCGAGUAACAUAUGUACUUGAAACCAUAGGCUCAUAGUUAAAGUACGGAGCUAGUAUCUAAGCAUUGUGUGCCUCUGUGUAUAGAGAAUUUAGUGAUAAACAAGAAUCGUUAAUAAAAUUAUAUAUACGGAAAAAAAAUACAAUUAUUAUUCACAGAUUAGAAUUAUUGGUUGAAUAAAAUGGUGAAUAAUGAUUAUAUUAUAAAGUCUACAUAAAUCUAGUUUUGUAAGAUGCCUUUAUGCGAGAGUUUUUAAAUCAAUUGGAAGAUGUUUUUAUAUUAGACAGCUCGCAUGCAGGCCGUCGUUGGUUCAAGCGUGAUAUUAAACCAAUGGCUAGGUAAGAGUAGCGCCGCACGGCGACGAGCAACAUGUAUCAUUGGUUACCAUAAGCACUCAUAGUAUUUGAAAUAAAUAUUUACAAUGAA
Molecule: messenger RNA, 7477 nt
Organism: Cydia splendana
Lineage: Eukaryota; Metazoa; Arthropoda; Insecta; Lepidoptera; Tortricidae
Gene: Kdm2
Product: jmjC domain-containing histone demethylation protein 1
Exons: 21
Coding region: 247-3282 (1011 amino acids)
Biological process (GO): regulation of transcription by RNA polymerase II; protein demethylation
Molecular function (GO): zinc ion binding; iron ion binding; DNA binding
Source: RefSeq, a predicted model, not a curated record